Epithele typhae is the source of this 1008-nucleotide messenger RNA. RefSeq lists its product as uncharacterized. NCBI's taxonomy places the organism in Eukaryota, Fungi, Basidiomycota, Agaricomycetes, Polyporales, Epitheliaceae. Bases 1 to 1008 code for a protein of 335 amino acids. The record is from RefSeq and is a predicted model, not a curated record. The transcript has 5 exons.
AUGUACGCCAAGGCUAUCUUCGUCUCUCUCCUCUCCCUCGCCCUCUCCGCCAACGCGAUCCCCGCUGCGGCCAAGAAGGGCAGCGGCUCGAAUGUCGCCACCUGCGCUACCGGCACUGUGAAGACGGUGACCGUCACUGCCACCGCCGCGGCCGUCACCAGCGUCGCGGCGAGCGCGAACGCCAGCAAGGGCAACACCGGCAAGGGCACCACCGGCAAAGGUGGCAACAACGGUCCCGGCCUCGGGCAACAACGCCGCGUCCGGCGCCAGCGCGCAGACGUCGCUCACGAUCGACCCUCCAACGUCUUCACCUUCACCCAGACUGGCCAGGAAACGCCCACGGCCGGCCAGGAGGCCGCGCUCACGUCGACGAACAACUUCAUCAACUUCUGCGCCCAGUUCCCGAACGACAAGAUGCCCUCCGCCGCGUUCGUCUUCCCCGCGAACGGCGGCUCGGUCACCGCGAACCAGAACUUCACCGUCCAGCUCGCGAUCAAGAACAUCGAGACCGGGCACUUCACCAACCCGGACGCGACGUUCCACCAGGCGCCCCAGACGCUCAACACCGCCGGCCUCAUCCAGGGCCACUCGCACAUCACGAUCGAGGCGGUCGCGAACAUGGCCGCGACGACGCCCCUCGACCCGACCGCGUUCAAGUUCUUCAAGGGCCUGAACAGCCAGGCGCAGAACGGCAUCCUCACCGUCACCGUCGGCGGCGGUCUCCCCGCGGGCACGUACAAGAUCUCGACCAUCAACUCGUCCGCGACCCACCAGCCGGCGCUCGUCCCUGUUGCGCAGCGCGGCUCGCUCGACGCUGUUGCCUACUUCACCGUUAAGGCGGCCGGCGGCAACAACGCCGCGUCUGGCACUGGCGCGGCAACUGGCACCACCGGCAAGACUGGCACCACCGGCAAGACCGGCACUGGCAAGAAGGGCGGCAAGACCGGCGGCAAGAAGUUCGGUGGCAAGAAGUUCGGCAAGAGCCGCCGCAUGGUCGAGCGCGACUGA